This is a messenger RNA of Linum trigynum, 3240 nucleotides long. Lineage: Eukaryota; Viridiplantae; Streptophyta; Magnoliopsida; Malpighiales; Linaceae. The record is from the annotation of a GenBank genome assembly.
AUUAUUUUCGGUAUCUGAUUUUUCCUCCUCAAAAGAUGACAAUGAUACAAAUACAUACUAAAAACGUUUGGCAUGAAACGUAUCCGUUAUCAAAUUCACAAAAAAUUCCAAUUUUGUUGUUUCUAAUUAUUACCCAAUUUGAUUACUUAGAAAAGAACAAUGAUUUCAUCGAAGCCAAUUAUGGUGAAAGAAUAUCGAAGUUUUUAUCAAAUAGGUUAGCUGAAAAGAUAUUUUUAGUAACAUAAUGAUAAUUUGAUAUGCAAUGAGUUUUGAGAUAAUACAUCCAAUCGAUAAUUUACCAAUACAACUAUCGAUCAAAUCCAACAAAAUCAAUCAGUAUUAUAAUUAGACAAAUCGACUGCAUCAUAUCGAAUUAUCCAUUAAUAAGAACAACUCUUCAUUACGUUCGAUGAUGAACAAUUUUUGCGAUCCAACCGUCAAUACACUACGAUGCCACAAAAUGUUGUUUGUGUGGGAUUAAUGGCGAAAGUGAAACUUCACUCACUCAUCAAUGAUUUUUCUCCCUAAAUUACCAUAACUGCUGGGAUUUUGAUUUUUUUUUUCCACUCCUUUUUUUUGUUGCUGUUUUUCUUCUUUCCUUUUCUCUUCCUCUUUAAAACAUUCUCUUCUCUUCUUUCUCUCAUUCUCCAUGCGAUUUCUUCACCUUCUCCGUCACUCCCGAGGCCUCACCAUUUCCUUCCUUUGUCAAACCUACCCCGUCGUCCUGAAUUCUCCGCGCAAUCGCAUUGCCCUUUCCGUUUGUUUCCCGGGAAAACAAUCAGCACCAGAACAGUAAACGGAGGGGGUUUUCCGCUUUCGGCGGCUAGUCGGGAGGAGCUGAAAAAGCUAACCUACUGCUGUGUUUCAGCUUCCAAAUUCGCCGGAAAGGUGCGUCUUCUAUGUCUUCAGUAACUUCCUCCUUCUUGGCGUUUUAUCUGGAUGUUUGCGAUCUCUGCUUGGUAGUUCCGUUUCGCAUCUCCGUGUUGUUGUUGAAAUCGAGAUGUGUAGAGUUCUACCCGGCGGCUGGAUUUCUGAUUCAGUUCUGCACUAGUUCCUGUUUUUUUUUUUUGCUACUGCUGAGCCGCCGCCGCCGGCGAGUGAUGGAUCUGCUUCUUCUCAGCUGGGACAAUGCACUCUGAUCUCUCGCGAUCGAUUCUCUGAGCUUCAGCUGGCGAUUCUGAUGGCAGAUCGAUAAAUCUUUCUGUUUGAUUUGCUUGCGUCUUCCCCCUGGAGGAUUGAGUUCUCCUCCCUGCUUGAUUUGCUUGGGGUUUUUCUUCACUCCUAAUCUACUCCGUUUAAAUUUGUUCAGAUGAGGUAUUUCGGUUUCCACUUGCGUUCGAGAGUUUCUUCUCUUUGCCUUUUCCGCUGGUAAAAAGAAUUGAUCUGUUAGGGUUUUAUUUAAUUUGCCGGAGUUCUCCGAUGGCGAUCCGGUUCAGGACUGUGUAGAUUUGCGUGUUCGUGUGGAAUUCUUUCUUUUUAUGGACCCUUUUCAUGAUCAAUCACUACUACUACUUAAAAAGAAGCCUUGAUUGAAUCUAAAAGAUUCAAAUCCGAAUGUCUUGAAUUCAGAUGGUGACUUUGUCUUGUGAAUGCAGAUACUCUGCUGCGGUAUCUUUUUCAAACACAACAUUCGAGCUCGUAGUCUCAUGAAGAGCGAUCUGUUGUGACUGAGGAAUUUCGUCGAGCAUCCAUAAAGGUUUUACGGGGUGUUAGAGAAGGAGUGAGAGAGGAUGUCUUCGCCAAGCAAAGCUGAUAAGAAGGCAUCUCUCGAUGCAGCUUCAUGGAUGUUCAAUGUCGUCACUUCUGUUGGAAUUAUCCUCGUCAAUAAAGCUCUCAUGGCUACCUAUGGCUUUAGCUUUGCAACAACACUAACCGGUCUCCAUUUUGCCACAACGACCUUGUUAACUCUUGUUCUAAGAUGGUUGGGAUACAUCCAGCCCUCUCAUUUACCAUUAGGAGACCUAUUGAAGUUUGUUUUCUUUGCAAACUUCUCCAUCGUUGGUAUGAACGUGAGUCUAAUGUGGAACUCGGUUGGAUUUUAUCAGAUAGCAAAGCUAAGCAUGAUCCCAGUCUCAUGUUUUCUGGAAGUUGUCUUGGAUAAGGUCCGAUAUUCAAGAGAUACCAAGCUAAGCAUCUUGGUAGUCCUUCUCGGUGUUGCUGUUUGCACUGUUACAGAUGUAAGCGUUAACGCUAAGGGGUUCAUAGCUGCCUUGAUAGCAGUUUGGAGCACUGCGCUGCAGCAAUAUUAUGUACACUAUCUGCAACGGAGGUACAAUCUAGGUUCUUUCAACUUGUUGGGGCAUACUGCUCCAGCUCAAGCUUCAUCUCUGCUGCUAGUGGGGCCCUUUGUGGACUACUUUUUGACGAGUAAACGAGUUGACGCUUAUCCAUUCAGUUUCACAUCUGUGGCGUUCAUAGUCCUGUCCUGCAGCAUCGCCGUCGGAACGAACCUGAGCCAGUUCAUCUGCAUCGGCAGGUUCACCGCCGUGUCAUUCCAAGUGCUGGGCCACAUGAAGACCAUCCUCGUCCUGAUCCUGGGAUUCAUCUUCUUCGGGAAAGACGGCCUGAACCUCCACGUCAUCUUCGGGAUGAUCAUCGCCGUGGCUGGGAUGGUCUGGUACGGCAACGCCUCUGCUAGGCCCGGAGGGAAAGAGCGCCGCAGUCUGUCCAUGAACGGCGGCAGCAAGGCCGAGAAGCACGAAGAUCCCGUGGAGGCCACCGAGGAAGCUGAAGAGAAGGUAUGAGAGGCGAGUUUCUCUCUUCCGUUCUCUGGUCUUAUGGAGGGAUCAACCAAACAGAAGGUUAUCUUUUUUUUUUUUUUUUGGGAAGAGGAAACGGAUUAUCUUUAUUACCACAGGUCACACAAGCUUUUGCCGCAUCUGUCUAUGAGUGAUCGAUUCUUUUUUUGUUGCUAUAGUAAUUUAUUUCUCUCUAUUGGGGGGAGGGAAAAAAGCUGUAAUUUUGUUCCACCCACUCGGAAAUUAUUACACACCAGUUUAUGAUUUCGGCAUGUAAUCUUUUGUCUCUCUGUUAUUUCCUUUUUACACAAAGCUAAUCGAAAUUUUCAGUAGCAUUCGUUUCUUCUAUGGUUUCAACUUGUUAUUUUCGACAUACUGCAUGUUGUGCUCUCUUCAUUGACUAGUCUAUGGUACUUGAUUCAACCGAUACGGGUAAUCGGUAAUAUGAAACGAUUCAAGGUAUGGUAACAAAUUCGCGUGAUAAUAAAUGAUGAAAUUCUAA